This is a messenger RNA of Saccharomyces mikatae IFO 1815, 4254 nucleotides long. RefSeq names its product SKI complex subunit tetratricopeptide repeat protein SKI3 (gene SKI3). Lineage: Eukaryota; Fungi; Ascomycota; Saccharomycetes; Saccharomycetales; Saccharomycetaceae. The record is from RefSeq and is a predicted model, not a curated record. Gene Ontology annotation, molecular function: protein binding. Bases 1 to 4254 code for a protein of 1417 amino acids. The transcript has a single exon. Gene Ontology annotation, cellular component: Ski complex.
AUGUCGGAUGUUAAACAAUUACUUAAAGAAGCUAAGCAAGGACUGAAAUGUCGAGACUAUGAGGAAACCAUUGAGAUAUCAGAAAGGGUUCUUAAAUUAGACCCUGAUAAUUACUUUGCACAUAUCUUUCUAGGGAAAGCAUUGUCGAGUCUUCCAACAAACAAUGAUGUCAGUUCAAAUUCUAAUUUACAGCGAGCCACUACUCAUUAUAUAUCUGCUACGAAGCUGCUUCCUGACAAUCUUCUAGCGUGGAAAGGUCUUUUCCUUUUAUUUAAGACCACUGAGGUUGUUCCAGAUAUACUUUCGUAUGAUGAAUAUUUUGAUUUGUGUGGUCAAUAUGCAGAUGCACUCUUAAAGCAGGAACAAUCUCAAGUAGAACUAGUAAAUGACAUAAAACUACUAAAGAAAACACACCCAGAUUGCCAAAAGGCUUUUUACCAGCAUUUGAAACCUGGAUCGUUAAUGGCAGAAACUAUCGGUCGUCAUUUGUCUACAUCCCAGGAUGCCUUAUUAAAUCUUAUAAGGAUAUUGACAAAUACCGAAACCACGGAAAUUGGUAAGGCCGUUAGUCAGAACAGGCUGAAAUUAAAAGCUAGUGAUCCUGAUUAUCAAAUUAAAUUAAACUCAUUUUCUUGGGAAAUAAUUAAAAAUUCAGAAAUUGAUCAGCUAUACAACCAGUUGGUAAAUAUUCUCACUGAUGAUCAGUUAAGAAGUGAAAUUGAAAACCAGUGGCUAGAGUACAGAAUGAAAGUGUUAAAGUCAAUGCCGUUGGAUGUAAAAAAGGAUUUUUUUACAAAAGUUAAGAAUAUGGUCGAAGAUAUGGUUCUUGUAAACCAUCAAUCGUUGCUUGCGUGGCAAAAGUUUUUUGAGUGGACAGAUUACGAAGAUUUAGAUAACAUGGAUGCUGCACUGAUACUAAAGUACUUCAAGAAAUUUCCUAAAGAUCCGUUGGCCAUGAUUCUUUAUUCUUGGCUUUCUUCAAAACUAUCCAAGUAUGAUGUCAAGAGUUUGGAAUCGGCUAGCCAAUCAUCGGGAAGUAAUAAUAACGAAAAGAAGGAAGCAGACAUCAAGGUUAUAGACGAGGGUGAUGAACAUGAAGUUAAAGAUCAUGGUGAAAAUGAAACAAAAGAAGAUGAUGAGGAAGACCUUGAUGACAUAGAAAUCGGUUUGCUAGAAGAUGAAGUUGUGACUGUAUUAACGGAAAAUAUUCUCAAGUGUAAGAAUAACAUUUUGGCGCAUCGAAUCCUCUGUCAAUAUUAUUUACUCACCAAAGAGUAUGAGGCAGCAUUGCCAUAUAUUAAAAAUGGUAUUUCUCUGAUUGCCUACAAUAUAAAGGAUUUAGGGGUUUUUUUGCCAUUAACCAAAAGAGAAUUUUCUCUGGAUUUGGCCACUGUUUAUACAUAUGUCGAUGCUCCGAAGGACCACAAUGCUGCAUUAAGGUUAUAUGAUAACAUUUUGUCUGGUGAUUCUGACAACAUACAAGCCAAAAUGGGUAAAGGUAUAAUCUUUAUUGAAAGGAAGAACUGGAAAGAUGCUAUGACAUUACUAACCGAGGUACAUGAACAAUCUCCUGACAAUCUGGAAGUUUUAUCCGAACUUUCAUGGAGUAAGGCCCAUAUGGGUCAAAUGGACGAGUCACUGAUUGGUUUGGAUACUGUUGUAAAGGCUAUUAAGGGUAUGGAUUUACGUUCAAUAGAUUUUAGAGCACUAAACUUAUGGAGACAAGCCAAAGUUUACAUCAUGAUACAUACCUCCAGCAGCGACCCUCAACAGGAAAAUAUUAAGCGCGCAUUUAAACUGCUCAUUCAAAGUAUUAAAAUCUUAGAUACUUUUGCCCCUGGGUUUUCCACAUUAGGCGAUAUCUAUUGCCACUAUUAUAAAGACCAUUCAAGGGCUUUUAAGUGUUAUUUCAAAGCCUUCGAUCUAAACGCGGGUGAUUAUACGGCCUCGAAGUAUAUUACCGAAACCUAUGCAAACAAGCCCAAUUGGCAAGCUGCAUCCUCCAUCGCCUCAAGGUUAAUCAAAGGUGAAAAGGCGAAGGCAGAACUGCGUAAGAAUAAUUGGCCAUUUAGGGUCGUGGGAAUUGCACACUUGGAGAAACAGGAGGAAAGCGAUUCUAUAGAGUGGUUUCAAUCUGCUUUACGCAUCGAUCCGAAUGAUGUUGAGUCAUGGGUAGGCCUGGGACAAGCUUACCACGCGUGUGGUCGUAUAGAAGCGUCGAUUAAAGUUUUUGAUAAAGCAAUUCAGUUAAGACCCUCUCAUACUUAUGCACAAUACUUCAAGGCUGUUUCUUUGUGUGACAUUGGUGAAUAUCUCGAAAGUUUAGAGAUUUUAAAAAAAGUAUGCCAAGAAGAUUCAACAGAAGAAUCAUUCCAAAGUGCUCUAGUGGAAGUUCUUAUGAAGUACUCCUUGGAUUUAUAUUCCCAAGGAUUUUUGCUCAAAUCAGUUUCAAUCGCCAAUGACACCAUUGAGAGGAUCAAGGUGAUCAUAACCGAAUUGAAAUGCAUUAAUCAACGGGUUUGGAUAUGUCUUUCACAAGUUUUAAGACUAUUCAUUUGGAUAGAGUCAAAAGUUGAUACUUUACCAGUCGAAUCGCUAGUAUCAAUUUUUGAAACUUCUGAACUUUCUGGGAGUAAAGAAAUCGAUUCCAUUGACGAUAUCAAAAUCGAAACUCUACUUGAUAGUACUAUUGAUGAUAAUGUGUCCAUUGCGUGCAAGUUUUUGAUCCUUGCUUCAAAAUACAGUGUCUCCAACGAAAACUUUUCGGAUAUUGCCGGAAUAGUUAGAGCCUCAUACUGGUAUAACAUCGGUAUAUCUGAGCUCACUGCAUUCAUAACCUUGAAAGAACCACAGUAUAAAAAUGCUGCUGUUUUUGCUUUCAAGAAAUCGAUUCAGUUACAAUCUAAUGCAAGUGAAACUUGGAUUGGACUAGGAAUAGCAACCAUGGAUAUAAACUUUCGCGUCUCACAACAUUGCUUUAUCAAAGCAACUGCUUUGGAACCUAAAGCUACGGAUACUUGGUUCAACUUAGCUAUGUUGGGUUUGAAGAAAAACGAUGCUGAGUUCGCUCAACAAGUUCUUAAUAAACUACAAAGCCUUGCCCCACAGGAUUCUUCACCAUGGCUAGGAAUGGCCUUGAUCCUCGAGAAACAAGGAAACGUUAUUGAAAGUUCUAAGCUGUUCGCCCACUCCUUCAUAUUAUCUAAUGGAAGAUCAAAGGCCGCGCAAUUUUUGUAUGCUAAAAAUGUUCUCGAAAAUCACAUUAAUAAUGGUGAUGACGAAAGAGAUAUUGAGAUAGUGGAAAAACUAACCACUACUUCAAUAGCUUUAGAGCAGUUUUUUAAGAAAAGCCCCGAAAAUCCAUUUGCUCUUCAGUGUGCUUUGUUAACUCUUGAAAGGUUACAUCACUAUCAACAUGCAAACGAACUCGCAAAUCGAUUAAUAGGAAUAUUGGAGAAAAGGUUUGAGAAAACUCAGGAUGAAAGAGAAUUAUUUACUUUUGGAAUAAUUAAGGGACAGUUUGCCCGUAUUCACCUAGGCUUAGGAAAUUUUGAACUCUCUAUAGAAAACGCAGAGCUUUCUCAAGGUAUCAUAUCUGAAUCUAGCGAUCGAAAUUCAAUGAAAACCAAAAUAUCCAAUCAUAUUUGCCUCGGCUUAAGUCAUUUCUUUCUCAAUGAAUUUGAUCAGACUUUAAGCCAAUUCCAAGAACUACUCAGUGUCUCGAAGGAUUCCAAGCAUUUGGUUAUUUUAAUCGCGAAGGUUCUUUAUGACGUAGGUGAGUCAGAGGCAAAGGAAAUUGCUUUGCAAGAACUAACAGAAUAUAUAACCAUUAAAGGAGCGGAUUUGCUAAUUACACUAACCAUUGCAGCUAUGUCAAUCUUGGACGGUAAGCGCGAAGAUUUAAGUAUUAUUUUGGAGGAAUUGAAAGCUUUACCACUAUCGAGUCAAAUAAUUGAUAAGCACAAAGACGCGCCAUAUUUGAUAGAAGAGAUUACAAAAAGGCUUCAUUUUAAUGAUACCGGUAAACAAGUAUGGCAAAGAAGUGCAUACUUUUUCCCAAAUAAUCUGAAGGUUUGGGAGAUGCUAAAUAAGACUAUUCAACGUAGAAUAGCAUCUGAUGGUCAAAACAAAGUGACUGCGGAAGAUAUGAGUAUAUUGUACUGUGAAACUAAAAAUUUAAGAAGCGUUCAAAGGGGUAUGUUUCUAUGCCCUUGGAAUGCAUCUGCAGUGCAAGCUUUAAGGGAAUGUUUCUAG